AUGGCCAUCUUCGACUGGGUUCGUCGACUUGUUGGCCAAAAGGCCACCAGGGCUGACGAGGGCUUCAUCUCCGGGGAUGUUCUUCCUAAAGUUCUCGAGCCAACAGUAUUCUCUGUUCCUAGUACCUCGUGGCCCGGCACACCAUUCCCGGAGACACCGAAUCCUGCGGUGACCUCCCCUGCUGGCAGUGAACAAACCCUGGUAUUAGAGAAGCUCCCAGAAGAAUUCGGUCGGCUGGCAUCUUGGAGAGGCUCCUUGAUUUUGCUGGUGACUUCAGGCUCCCAAUUUCUCGACAAUGUUUUCAUGACAAGUUCUAACAUGGCAUUGGCGUCGAUCCAAGAAGAAUUCGACGUAACUAGCUCCAAUCUGCAAUGGAUGAUUUCUGCAUACACCUUGACAUUUGGCGGCUUCCUAUUAUUAGCUGGAGCUUUAUCUGAUCGCUAUGGAAAAAAGAAAAUCCUUUGCCUGGGCCUUUUCUGGCUGUCUGUGUGGACAUUAGCCAUCGGAUUCGGCCGAUCAUUUAUUCAACUCACGGUCUUCCGUGGUAUCCAGGGAAUUGGCGCAGCAAUGACCGUUCCCUCAGCAAUCGGAAUCAUCAGUUCUUAUUUUACCGGUGUUGACCGUACACGAGCACUCUCGAUCUAUGCCGCCUCUGGGACCCUGGGGUUUUGCGCCGGUCUCAUCUUUGGUGGCUUCCUGACGUCUUCUUUGGGCUGGAGGUACAUAUUUUACUUUAUUGUCAUCAUUACCGGUUCCCUGGGAGUUUUGGGUUUUAUUGUUCUCCCGCGGGACCGGGUGGACACCAAAGUGAGACCCCAGAUGGAUUAUUUUGGCGCGGUUCUUUCUACAGCUGGACUAAUCCUGCUCCAAUUUGUCCUCUCUGGUGGAGGUGUUUAUGGCUGGGAUAAGCCGUUCAUCAUGGUGCUUUUGAUACUGUCAGUCGGCAUGCUGGUUAGUUUCGUACUUUGGGAAAAGUACGUUAGCAAUCCGUUGAUGCCACUUCCUCUUUGGAAGAUUCCCAACUUUGCCGGUCUCUGGGUGGCAGGAUUCACUUGCUAUGGAAGCUACCAGAACGUUAUCUACUAUAUUGUGCUAGCUGCCCAGCAAGUCGAUCAUCUCUCGGCUGGAGACACUGCUCUCCGUUUCUUGCCGAUGGGAGUGAUUGGGUUCAUUGUCUCCUUGGGGACUGGAAAACUCCUCGAGUACAUGAAUGGAAAGUACUUGCUUCUCGCAGGACUGAUCCUCACUGUUUUGGCGCCAGUCCCGAGCGCUUUGACCGUGACUUCAACCACCGAUUUUUGGGUGAAUGUCCUCGCUACCUCCCUCAUCAGCAUUUCUGCCGUUUCUCUUAUUUUUGUGACGACUAGCACAACCAUCUUGACCACUGUUCCAGCGGAGGUCAAGAGUUUGUGUGGUGGAAUGUUGAACACUGCAUUCCAGAUUGGCUCUGGUGUCGCGCUGGCCAUAUCCGCCGCAACUACUGAAGCAGUCGACAUCGAAAAGGAACACAGCGUUGCACAGCAAUACUCUACCGGGCUCUGGUGCUCUACCGGACUGGCCGGCCUUGGCCUCAUUAUUGGUCUCAUCGCCGUCAGACGAAGGGGGAUUAGUCCCGAAGACAGAAUCGGUGGGGCAGUGGCUUUGUGA
Penicillium canariense is the source of this 1647-nucleotide messenger RNA. RefSeq names its product permease of the major facilitator superfamily. The transcript has 5 exons. Gene Ontology annotation, molecular function: transmembrane transporter activity. The record is from RefSeq and is a predicted model, not a curated record. Bases 1 to 1647 code for a protein of 548 amino acids. Gene Ontology annotation, cellular component: membrane. Gene Ontology annotation, biological process: transmembrane transport. Lineage: Eukaryota; Fungi; Ascomycota; Eurotiomycetes; Eurotiales; Aspergillaceae.